Messenger RNA from Cadophora gregata, 450 nucleotides. RefSeq lists its product as uncharacterized. Lineage: Eukaryota; Fungi; Ascomycota; Leotiomycetes; Helotiales; Ploettnerulaceae. The transcript has a single exon. The coding region runs from base 1 to 450 and encodes 149 amino acids. The record is from RefSeq and is a predicted model, not a curated record.
AUGAUUCCAAAUAUUACCACAGGAAACCGUAACAUCGUCAGCCUCUUCAUCGCAGCUCCGGUCCAAAACAAACAGCGCGAGGCUCAGGUCUACCCACCUCCGUCGUUCAGCUUGUCACUUAUCCACCCAAAGCCGACGAACACUUUCGUCCUUGAACCAUCCCUGUCUCGCUCGACCAUAGUCGUCCCCACACCUCCUCCGACCUUCACCCUUCCACCAAAGCCGACCGCCACCCACACCGAUAAGCCACCAAAACCUACCAAGUCGACAAAGACCGGGCUGCCUGUUGUGUCCAUCCCGAAGCCCACCAAGACAGUCCACCCAACCAAGUCAAUCCCGAAGACUACGCAUGUCUCCACAAAGAAGCCUAAGCCAACUCUUACCUACGCAGAGGGCGGCUGUUGUCGCAAGGCACGUUUUGAUGAGAGAAAAGAUGUUCAGAUGAGAUAA